Molecule: messenger RNA, 597 nt
Organism: Cetraspora pellucida
Lineage: Eukaryota; Fungi; Glomeromycota; Glomeromycetes; Diversisporales; Gigasporaceae
Source: the annotation of a GenBank genome assembly
AUGGAGUCUUCAAAUACUAAUACACUUCGCGAAUAUAAUUUUAUGUCAAGAGAAACAUUUAAUAAUAUACUUACUGAAUUUAUUCAGUCAAAAGAUUCUAAAUAUCAAAAUGUUACAGUAAUUAGUUGUGAACAUGCAGAAAAAUGUAUUAAGAUUUUAGAAAACCCUGAUAAUAACGAACUAAAAAAUUCAAGUUUAUACAAAUGGAUUAAAAAAAAUGUAUUAUUAAUGAGAAUUGGAGAUGAAAAAAAACUUAUCAAAAAAAAGGAUCAAAAAGAAAUUUGCUUAAAAGAAGAUUUAUAUGAUUAUAUUUGUGCUUAUUAUCAAAUGAUUGGACAUGAACUUUAUCAUCAAAAUUACAUUUGUAAAAAAGAUAUUUCAGAAAAUAUUGUUUUAGAAAUUAAACUAAAUAUAGAAAUUGAUGAUAUAUUAAAUAAUGAUACUGAAUUUGUUAAUUCAAAUUCAGAAAUUAUUGUUUUAAAUAAUGAUAUUAAAUCUGAUAACUCAAAUCUAGAAAAUAUUAUUUUAAAUAAUAAUACUAAAUCUGUUAACUUGAAUUCUGAAUUACUUAAAUUAUCCAAUAUUAAUGUAUUAUAA